Messenger RNA from Etheostoma spectabile (orangethroat darter), 7107 nucleotides. RefSeq names its product potassium voltage-gated channel, KQT-like subfamily, member 3 (gene kcnq3). Gene Ontology annotation, biological process: potassium ion transmembrane transport. Gene Ontology annotation, molecular function: voltage-gated potassium channel activity. The record is from RefSeq and is a predicted model, not a curated record. Lineage: Eukaryota; Metazoa; Chordata; Actinopteri; Perciformes; Percidae. Gene Ontology annotation, cellular component: voltage-gated potassium channel complex; membrane.
CCCCCCCCCCCCCCCCCCCCUACCUCUCUCUCUGCUCCUCCUCUGUUUCAGUUUCAGUAUCGACCUCCUUCACGCAGCAUCUCUGCUCUCCACCCCUCCCUCCUCCUCCUCUCCUUCCUCCUCCUCCUCCUAUCCUCCGCCUCUGAGCCGAGGAGCCAGCACCGCUUCCCGUGCAGGUGGAUGGAGGCUGGAAGCCCCGGAGACGCGAGCCAUGCGCGGGAGCAGCUGCUGUCAGACCGCUGAGCGCCGGGGACCACAUCCUUUAAAUCCUUAAAUGACCCGCGGCUGAGGGAAGAGAAAGGUGGUGGUGGUGGGGGGGGGGGGUGUCUCCGGAGCCAGCACCCGGAUCAUGGCAUGCUGCCCACCCCGGGCAUCCAGCAUGACAAUGGGGCUCCGGUCCAGGACCGUCGCUAGCGGCUCGGAGGAGCAGAAGAAGGGCUCCGGCGGCGGGGGGGACUUGUUGGACCAGGGCGGGGGCGCGGACCGGGAUGGCGCGCUGCUGCUGGCCACGCCGGCGGCUUCGGGUCGGGACGGCUUCAAGCGGGGAUCCCAGGGCAUCGGGAUCGGACUGCUGGCCAAGACCCCCCUGAACUACAGCCGGCCGGCCAAGAGGAAUAACAUCCGGCGGAGGAGGAUCCAGAACCUGCUGUACGACGCGCUGGAGAGGCCGAGGGGGUGGGCGCUGCUCUACCACGCGUUCGUGUUUCUAAUCGUUCUGGGAUGUUUGAUUCUCGCCAUUCUGACGACAUUCAGGGAACACGAGAAGGUGUCGGCACACUGGCUGGUCAUACUGGAAACCUUCGCCAUCUUCAUAUUCGGAGCAGAGUUUGCACUGAGGGUCUGGGCGGCGGGAUGUUGCUGUCGCUACAAAGGAUGGAGGGGGAGGCUCAAGUUCGCCCGCAAACCGCUCUGUAUUCUAGACAUCUUCGUGCUGAUUGCCUCGGUGCCGGUGGUGGCGGUGCGUAACCAGGGCAACGUGUUGGCCACGUCCCUGCGCAGCCUGCGCUUCCUGCAGAUCCUGCGGAUGCUGCGCAUGGACCGGAGGGGGGGGACCUGGAAACUGCUGGGGUCGGCCAUCUACGCUCACAGUAAGGAGCUGAUCACAGCCUGGUACAUCGGCUUCCUGUCUCUCAUACUGGCGUCCUUCCUGGUCUACCUGGUGGAGAAGGACGACGUCUCCAUGGACGUGUCCAACCACGACAACCCCACCGCUCAGCCCAAAGCGCAGGACUUCGACACUUACGCCGACGCGCUGUGGUGGGGGCUGAUCACGCUGACCACCAUCGGUUACGGGGACAAAACCCCAAAGACCUGGGCUGGGAGACUGUUAGCCGGCACUUUUGCUCUGAUCGGAGUGUCCUUCUUUGCUUUGCCUGCAGGGAUUCUGGGCUCAGGCUUGGCUCUCAAGGUCCAGGAGCAGCACCGACAGAAGCACUUUGAGAAGCGCCGCCAUCCGGCCGCCGGGCUCAUCCAGUCCGCCUGGCGAUAUUAUUCCACCAAUCCAAUCAGGGAAGACCUCAUAGCCACGUGGAGGUUUUAUGAAACCAUCAUCUCUCUCCCCUGUUUCAGGAAGGAGCAGUUGGAGGCCAUGGCGAGCCAAAAACUGAGUUUACUGGAGCGUGUUCGGCUGCAGAACGCGCGGCCGUCGGUCGGGACGGGCCGGAGGCUCACGGGUCACGCCGACUCCAUCGAGGAAAGUCCCUCCAAGGAGCCCAAACCUGCCGGGUUCAGCAACCGGGAACGCUUCCGCACGGCCUUCCGCAUGAAGGCCUACACGCUCCGCCAGAGCUCUGAAGAUUCUGGAGCCCUGGGAGAACCAGCCUUAGAGGACCGGGGCUUCCCUGCAGACAUCCUCCUGGAGGAGAUGAUCCCCACACUGAAGCUGGUCAUCAGGGCAGUCAGGAUCAUGCAAUUCCUCCUGAACAAGAAGCGGUUUAAGGAAACUCUGAGGCCUUACGAUGUCAAAGAUCGGACGACAGUACUCUGCCGGACCAUGAUCGACAUGAUUCUGGCCCCUGGACCCCCCCUCACCCCCAAACAGAAGAAACGCAUGAAAGCUUUUACUACCGCCCAGUCAGUGCCCAUGUCCCUGUGUUGCAGGAGUGAGACCUACCUAGCCAAAGCUGCCUCCAUGCCCGACACCGAAGACCAAAGCAUGAUGGGUAGAUUUGUCCGGGUGGAGAGACAGGUGGAGGACAUGGAGAAGAAGUUGGACUUCCUGGUGGACAUGCACAUUCAGCACACGGAGCACCUGCAGGUGGACUCCGCCGGCGCCGCCCGCAUGACCCUGGAGACCUGCGGCGCCGCGCCCAACGGCGAGGUCCGCCGCGUUUUCCUCAACUACGCAGAGGCGUUCCCGCACAUGGCGUACCAGGUGCCCGUCGGGGGGGGGCGAGGACCGAGCGCCGAGGGGGUCCGGUUGGCCGGCGGCCGCGGACCUUCAGACCGUCACGCCCCGCCGACCUCGCAGCUCCACCAGCGCCGCCCGACGGCCGCCGUCCCCACGUACGCGGCGCCCACGGUGUUGCCCAUCAGCUCGCUGCAGGACUUGUCGGCGGGGCCGGGCAGGACCACGGGGGGGGGGGGGGGGGGGGGCGACUCGCCGCUCUCCCUGCUGUCGGUGAACCACGAGGAGCUGGAGCGCUCGCUGAGCGGGUUCAGCAUCUCCGUGGAGCGCGAGGAGGGCGGGGACUUCUUGGUCGGCGGGGCCGCCGGGGUGGCGCCCGGGGACGCCGGCUCCGGCUCCAGACCCAGACCCAGCUACCUGGCGGAGGAGGAGACGGACACGGACACGGACCCGUUCACGCCCAGCGGGGGGGGGGCCCUGCCGCUCUCCUCCACGGGGGAGGGCUUCGGCGACGCCGUGUGGAACAUGCCGCCCUGAGAGGCGUUCGCUCGGAAAAUCCACGACUCCCGAGAUAAGAACCUUGAAUCCAACCCACGCCUCUAAACCCAACUCGGUUUGGGUCAAAGCCACAGGAGGAGCGGUGGCUCUAAUCCACCUUUAUGCCGCGAGUUCGCAAGCGGCGACGUCGUCGGCAACGACGACGGUCAGAGGGCCAACGACGGUCAGAGGGCCAACGCCGAUGUCAUUCACCGACCGCCGCCCAGACGGACAGCCACGGCGUCGCGAAAAAGAGAAGAAAAAAACAGACAGUUUGUAAAGUAGAACUCUGUACAGCGCACUCUUCGCAAAAACCUAGCUAAGAAAAGACAAAAAAGAACAUUAAUACACGUACUAUAAACACCCAAAAGCUUUAUUGCUGCAAAGCCAACCGCACUGCAUGUGACGCAUGCGAUUUCUAGUGUAGACACUGCAAAGUUCAGGAUAUCAGGAAACGGAAAAAGCGAUUGAAUGGAUAUAUAUAGACAUAUAUAUAUAUUUACUUGCUAUGCCAUUUUGUAACACUUAUUUUUUUAUAUGAAUACAUUUUUAAGUUUUUUUUGCAUGGUUCGCAUGAUAAUGCACCUUCCGAGGGGCAGCGGUUAGAGGGCGAUAACGGAGCCAAUCGUCUCCCAUCUCUGUUUAUUGUGUGUGCCUGUGUGUGGUGUGUGGGUGUGUGUGGUGUGUGUGUGUGUGUGUGUGUGUGUGGUGUGUGUGUGUGUGUGUGUGUGUGUGUGUGUGUGUGUGUGUGUGUGUGUGUGUGUGUGUUGUCUCAUUUAACUACAUUUGUGGGGUCCAAAAGCCGGACCUACUACUGCUGUGGGGUCCGGACAGCUCUUUGGGGCCAAAAUGCUGGACCCUACAACUUUAAAGGUCUGUUUGAGGGUUAAGACUUGGUUUUAGGAUUAGGGUUAGAAUUAGGUUAAGGUUAGGGUGAGGAUUAGGGUUAAGGUUAGGAAUUUAGUUGAUGAUGGUUAAAGUUAGGGUAAGGGCUAGGGAAUGCAUUGUGUCAGUGAUGGGUCCCAUAAAGAUAGUGAAACGUGUGUGUGUGUGUGUGUGUGUGUGUGUGUGUUGUGUGUGUGUGUGUGUGUGUGUGUGUGUGUGUGUGUGUGUGUGUGUGUGUGAAUGACAGAGAGAAAGAGGGACUUGGAUAACAAAAACAUUGGUUAGUUGCUGACAGUCGGGUUUUUUUGUUGCUUUUCUCACGUUGUGCUGUCAACACCGUGGAUUGAGCCUCAUUUCUGUCCAGAAAGCAGAAUUUCUGAUCCUUGUUUUUCUGAUUUUUGUUUUCACAACACUGUGCUCUUGAGCUGUUUGUCACCCCCUUAUGCACAGCAACCUUUUACAGUUGAAAAAAAGAAGAAGAUGUUUUUAACCCUCGUGUUGUCUUCCCGUUGACCUGCAACUUUGUGUUUUUCUGGGUUGAAAUUUCAACAUUUUGUUCUUUUUCUACACUUUUCUCAACGUUUUUGUCAAUUUUAUUUCCUAUUUUAUUUUACUUUGUCACUUUUUCCAACGUUUUUGAUGUUAUUUGUCACUUUUUACGAUUUUUUUGGUCAUUUUUUCACUUGUUUUUUUUUUCCAGAUUUUUCAACGUAAAGUGCAACACGAGGGUUAAAAGAAUUCAAAAGAAUUUGAAAACACUAAAUCUCACUCUGCUGCUUUUUCGGCACAUGAAUUCAGGGAUACGGACUGUUUUUGGUUUACAAAGGUUUCUGAACAUCUUGACUGCUGAGUUCAGUUCAUCGCGACUCAAAAAGGAUUAAUCGAUUAGUUGUCAACAAUUAAAUUAAUCGCCAACUACUGUCAUAAUUGGGAUGAGUCGUUUUGUGGACACGAGUUAAUCUUCUCUGCUGUCAGCUUGUUAAAUGUCAAUAUAUAUAUUGUUCUAGUUUCUUCUCCCCUCUGUGACGGUAAACUGGAUAUCUUUGCGUUUCGGACAAAGCAUUUGGGAAUAAUCCACAGAUUAUUCAACAAUCGCGGCCCUUAAAAGAAUCUAAGGAUUCAUGUGAAACUAACUUAAAGGAAACGGUAUAUUACUGAUUAUUACAGAGGUCUAUAUACCAAACUCCAACACCUGGCACUUGCACACAAGUAACCCAAAUAAUAAAAUCUGCAUUUAAAGAAAUAUCCUGGAGUUCAGAUUUGGCCCAGAACAAGGAAAAGAAAGUAGAAAUGCUGGCGAGCGAUUGGUUGCGAAGGUCGACGUUUCUAAUUGUACAGACGUGGAAACGAGACGAGCCCGAGCUCCACUUACUGCGACAAAAAAGACGAUCACAACUCGGCCUGAACAGCGUUCACUGCUUUAGAUUUAGGGCCACAAUGAUACUGAAUGUAACAUCUGACAACCAACUAUAUCUGCACACAUGGAUUAUUACUUUCAGCAUGUUAAAGCACCUUCAGAGUCAGGGGAUUUUUCAAAGAGGGGCUUCCACACCAGGCUUCAACUGGCUUAAGCCUCUCUCCAACCAAGUCUACAGGACCAGUGCCCGUCCAAACAGUUCUGCCAAAGGCGUUCUUCCAUUAGGCUUAGGGAGAAUUUUUGUGUCCCUAACAAAAGCCAAAGGGACCUGACCCAGCGUCGCCUUUUGGACAUGAUGCGAGUGGGAAUGAGAGUUGGUGUUGUAACUGCUGCUUAAAAACGAGUUCAAAAACUUCAAAUUCGAGACCUUUAUUUGUCCCCGCAAGAAGUUAACAUGUAGUACAUGACAACAAAGACGACAACAUUGAUAAUAAAACAUUGAUAAAAAUACAGGAUCAGACCAGAUGGGGAAAUAACUACCACAACAUUAAAGGUUUAGGUGCAAGUGCCUUAUGUGCAGAUGUUACCUGCACAUAAGGCAUACUUGGACUCUACAGACGUUACCUGAACCUGGCCAAUGGGAGCGUAUUUCGGGGGGGGGGGGGGGGGGGGGGGGGUCUCUUGAAAUGAGCCCUACAAACAGCUCGGAUCGAAGCCUGGUGUGGACGCAGCGCCAGUCAAAUGAAAUGAACAAACACUUCUAAUUAGUAUUAUCUAUUUAUCCUCUUGUAUUACAGGUAUUUAUCUUCGGCUACGGAAGCCCAUUCAAUUCUAUAUUAUAAAGAGCAAAGGAUCAAACAUGAAUAGUCACCACAUGUAGAUCCAACACAAAGAUAAUAAUACAUCCCUGUAGACUUUCAUUCAUCGUGCCUCUGCAGCCGAGAACGACUCCACAUCGGCGUCCUGGAUUUAGUGUUUCACUUCAUCCCCGUACGCGCCAAACACACCACACAGGAUUUAGGAAGGUCACCUGUAGUGAUUUGACUUCUAUGGACUUCUCUUUUUUUUUUUAUAACUAGCACACGGUACAGUCUUGCUUUUGUAUAAAAUGUUGUUUUAUAGUUUCGUGAUGCUUAAAGCCCCCGAAGCACCAACCAGACGGCCGACACUCGGCAGAAAAAGGCAGUCGGACUAAUCCGUCGUGUGCGGGCACAACACAGUGGGUCUCCAUUUUUAUCAAGUCUUUUUUUUUGCUACCCUUUCGGUCAAAAUGUGAAAAUGAUCUGCCAAUCAGUUUGUGUAAUUCCCUUUGGAGUUUCUUGCUUGAUUGACAAAGAUCUGGCUCAUUGUUUUCGGUUCAUGCCGCUGAAACUAACGUUUUCCAAUGAUGGAAACUGAGUUGGCGAAAUUAUCUGACAUUUUGGCGGGAAAAACAAGAUUAUUUCUCCUGUUGUCCUCGGGUCAAGUUUGACCCAUUUUCAUAAGGUUUCUAUAUCAGAAAGGGGGCUUUCUUUCAACCAAAUUGUCAAAAGAAAUAACAUGGAUGGUUCCGGACGACGCUCUUGAGAAGUGAGUUAAAUGUUCAGCUCACUACUUUCAUUGAACGUGGGUGUUUUAGUCAAUUUUAUAGCAUUUGAAAAAAACAUCGACGACAGAAACGUCAGAAAAGGUGCAGAAACAAAUUGGCCAAAACAUCAGAAAAAGUGACAAAAUAAAACUGAUUAAAACAUCAAAACACAGGGAAAAGCCACAAAAGUUUCAAAAAAAGAAGACCAAAGUGUUGAAAACAGUUUAAAGGCAGCUAGCUAGCUAGCUAGCGGAUCAAGGACAGAUACCUGGCUAAAAGGAAAUUGCGCGGAAACCACGCAGGUCCCUUUAAAGCUCAUCAUCUGCCUUUUCAACAUGGAUGGAUAGUAGAAAAGUACUUUGAACAAACUUUUUGGGGGUCAGUUUUUGAUGUAAACAUUAACUUGGGUGCAUU